This is a messenger RNA of Alternaria alternata, 595 nucleotides long. RefSeq lists its product as hypothetical. NCBI's taxonomy places the organism in Eukaryota, Fungi, Ascomycota, Dothideomycetes, Pleosporales, Pleosporaceae. The record is from RefSeq and is a predicted model, not a curated record. The coding region runs from base 214 to 570 and encodes 118 amino acids. The transcript has 3 exons.
UCAUCCUACCACUCUCCUCUCCCACCUGCAGUCAGUGUAUAUAGCUCGCACCCUUUUCUAAUCCUAUCAUCACGGUCUUGCUACUCCUUAGCAAAUCCAACUCUGUUUGUCCUAUUUUAGCUUAAACGAUUCCCAGGAUCACAACGUCGGAGCCGCUAUUGACAUCGUAACGUCUUCUACAUAACCGAUAUUUAUUGCCGCCGGCUUCACGACAUGGCCGCAAAUUUGACUCAAAUUACUACGACUGCUAAAGAUGGCCAGCCAUGGUCAAGAGAAGCCAUAUUCGCCCUUGUCUCUAUAUUCAUCAUGGUCUUGUUGUCCAGCAUAGGUCUGGCGUGCAAACAUUGCCUCAAGAGUCCCAAUCGUUGGACAGUAUCAAGAUGGCGAAGACUACUCAUGAAUAAUGAAGAGCUAGCAAGGAUUCAUGUCAGACCAACUAUGUCCGGCUGGGUCGAUAUUGUAAACGUUCGACAGUAUCAACAAGAUACAUACACGUCGUUGCUUCGAAUGAGGCGGGGGCCCAGGCUAUCGCGAUCUUCGAGCCGAAUAACUGAGGGGCGGCGGCGAUAAUCUGGAAGGGUUAGUGGAGCAGUAA